Molecule: messenger RNA, 2534 nt
Organism: Humulus lupulus (European hop)
Lineage: Eukaryota; Viridiplantae; Streptophyta; Magnoliopsida; Rosales; Cannabaceae
Product: RING-H2 finger protein ATL13
Exons: 1
Coding region: 724-2250 (508 amino acids)
Source: RefSeq, a predicted model, not a curated record
AGGUUUUACACUUAUUUGGGUUGGCAUUUCCAUGUGAAAUCUUAAAGUAUAUGAUUUCUUUUGCUUCUUUUUCUCAUAGAGUGAAGUGAAUACCAAAAUUUAAUAGCUUGAAGAGUAUUAAAUGCACUUUGGGGUUGAUGCCAGGCUUUCUUUGAAGUCAACCAGCCAGAAAAAGAGCUUUGUCUUUCAUGGAAAAUCUUUUUUAAAAAAACAACUUUUUUCUGCUCUUCUCCUUUUCUUUUCCUCUCUUUACAGUUUUGCCAUGAAUGGGAUUAAUUGACAGUUUCAAUCUAGGCUAAUGAUCUGUAAAUCUCAUUUAAUUUUCUUCAAUAUGGGUAGAUUUAUUUGGUUCCUCUUUUUGAAUUCUCAUCUCUGUCACCAUUAAUUUCCACCUUACACAAAAACCUUUCUUUCAAGUCUCUCUCUCUCUUUCUCUCUUGCCCCAAUUUGACUUUGCAGGUUCCUCUUAAACCAAAAUAGAAUUAGAUAUGAACCCAUUACAGUCUCCAUCAAAAAGGUCAUGUUUUUUCUAUUUUCCAUUUCAAUUACAAUCCACAUUGGAUAAUUUUGCUUGAUUAGCUUUUCCUUUCUUCUAUUCUGGGUUUCUCCAUUUUUUGCUUGGAUUUGUCUUUAGUGCCUUUUUCAUCUUUCUUCAAAAUCUCCAAAUGGGGUUCCAUUAAAAAGAGGAUUGAAGCUAAAAAGAUUCAAUCUUUGGUGAAAAACAUGUCUAGAAUUCUGCUCCAAAGUGAAGUUAGGCCCUUUCUUUCUCCCACAGAACAAUCUUACUACUUUUCUCAGCCACCUCCACCUUUGAACACUCAACCAGAUUUCAACUUCAACAGCAAAGUCAGUCCAAGUAUACUGCUCAUCAUUGUAAUCUUAGCCAUAAUCUUCUUUGUCUCUGGUUUGCUUCAUCUUCUGGUCAGGUUCCUUUUGAGACCUCCAAACAGAGAUGCUGAUGAUUUGGAGAGUGUUAGUGCUCUUCAAGGCCAGCUCCAGCAGCUCUUUCAUCUCCAUGAUGCUGGGGUUGAUCAGUCCUUUAUAGACACUUUACCAGUCUUCCAUUACAAAGCCAUUAUUGGAUUGAAAAACCCAUUUGACUGUGCUGUUUGUUUGUGUGAAUUUGAGCCAGAUGACAAGCUUAGAUUGUUGCCGAAAUGCAGCCAUGCUUUUCAUAUGGAGUGUAUAGAUACAUGGCUUCUUUCUCACUCAACUUGCCCUCUCUGCCGAGCGAGUUUGCUCCAAGAUUUCUCUUCAAACACAGGCUGUUCCCCCAUUGUUCUUGUUCUUGAAUCUGGGAGUGAAAGCUCUAGAGAGAUAGUCACAGACAGAGAGGUCUCCUCAGUUUCUAUUUCAGCUAGCGGGAGAAGCAGUUUAGGUGUUCGACAAAAUGCCCAAAUGAGUUUUCGCGAAGAAGACGAGUUCGGACCAAACGACAUCGAUUCAACUCGCAAAUCUACCGAGAUCGCAGCUAAAAACGACGAUAACCCGACGGUGGGGAUCGAUUCAGGGGAAAAAGUUGUUACUGUGAAGCUGGGAAAGUUCAGAAACGUCGACGGCGGCGAAGGAACUAGUGACAGUGCUACUAACGCCAUUGCCGGCGACGCCGAAACUAGGAGGUGUUUCUCUAUGGGGUCAUUCGCUUACGUAAUGGACGAGACUUCUUCUCUCCAAGUACCCAUCAGGACACCAUUGAAGAAACAGUCAAGCAAAAAGCCAAAUCUGCCAUUGAAGCCGGGACACAGAGCAGCGAUAUCGGAAUGCGAUUGCGAUUCCCGAAGAGAAUUCGAGUUCAACGGAGUGGAAGAGGGUCGAAACUUGAGUAACUCUCAAAUGGGUUCUCGUAACAUAGUUCAGAGCAAGAGAAGAGAGAGUUUCUCGAUAUCAAAGAUCUGGCUUCGCUCAGGGAAGAAGGAGAAUCAGAAUGGAGCUGUUGGUUCAUCAUCUAGAAGAGCUUUCUCAUUCCGGUUUCCGAUUCCGAGGAAUAAUAACGGAAACGGUAACGGAAUAGUUUCAGAGGAGGAUUCGAAGACCAAGAAUGGGAAUGCUUUUCCGAGAAGAACAGUUUCAGAGAUUGAUGUUGGGAGAUGGGAAAAUGGAAGAAGCGAACUGGGUUUCGAAGAAGAAAAUCAGAGCUGUAAUAGUUUGGAUUCGCAGUCGAAUCCACCAUCUUUUGCUAGAAGGACUCUUCUUUGGCUUAUGGGGAGACAAAACAAGGUUGUUCAUUCAUCUUUUGAUCCUAAUCUUUGAUUUUUUUUUCUUUUCUAAAUUUAAAUAUAGUUAUUCUAUUUUCAACACACAAUUUUUAGAUCGUGUUAUGUAACAUCCAAGAAAAAAAAAAGAAUGAACAAAAAUUGAAAGGAAAAAAGAGAAGAAAGAGUAGGAAAGAUAUUGUUCAUUUUAUUGCAAAAUGUUUGUGUGGAAAUAUAGAUUUAUUCUUUUUACAUUCUGUUGCCCAAUAAAGUUAUUAGGAUUGUGUAUGUUAUUUAUUUAUUUUUUGAUAGAAAAUUUGUUGUUAUUGUUUAGUUAGAUAA